Closterium sp. Naga37s-1 is the source of this 570-nucleotide messenger RNA. The record is from the annotation of a GenBank genome assembly. NCBI's taxonomy places the organism in Eukaryota, Viridiplantae, Streptophyta, Zygnematophyceae, Desmidiales, Closteriaceae.
AUGCUGCCGGAGACAACGGGGCAGAGAGAUCGGGCGGUGGCUGGUGGGGUGCCUGUAGGAGCUGCGGCUCUUGGGGCGACGGAGAUUGUGCCGGCGGCGACGGAGAUUGCAGAGCCUGUUGGGGAGGCAUGGGCGGCUGCCGAGGCUGUUGCUGCCGCUGGCGGCGGCUCAUCUUCACCCUUUGCCAUGGGCGCGUUUGCCCCACCACCGGCACAGGGUUUUGGACCGUGUUCCGGAUCGGGUCUUGGAUCGGGGGCAGUGCUGUCAGAAGCGGAGGAGCCGGCGCCGCCACAGCCGCCGAGGGCAUCAACGGAUGCAGAAGGUGCGGAGGUGGCCGUGACGUCUACCGCUGCGUGCGCCGGAACUCCUGUUGCCGCCGUGGCCGCAAGCACGCGGGAGCACGGCCAUGCGGAGGAUGAUAGAGUGGAUUCCACGAACGGCGCUGCCUCCGAUGAUGCCCGGACGACGUCGAAGAAGAAGCUGCGGGCCCAGCCAGUGCCGAGAAGGCCUGGAGCAGGGCUGGGACCUGGCUCCCCGGGUCCCCUCCUAGGCUGGCUUUGGCAAGAGUAG